Messenger RNA from Anastrepha ludens (Mexican fruit fly), 1118 nucleotides. RefSeq lists its product as uncharacterized. The record is from RefSeq and is a predicted model, not a curated record. Gene Ontology annotation, molecular function: acyltransferase activity, transferring groups other than amino-acyl groups. The transcript has 4 exons. NCBI's taxonomy places the organism in Eukaryota, Metazoa, Arthropoda, Insecta, Diptera, Tephritidae. The coding region runs from base 83 to 922 and encodes 279 amino acids.
AAUUGCUUGGUAUUCUCAGUGUUGCUGAGGCUCGCUUGUGUUUAACACAACGUUGAAGUGAAACAUUCACGCUCUCAUCAGGAUGACACAUUCUUUGGUAGAAAUUCCGCAAGAUCAGUGGCCAGAGCUGCGUGAUCUGUACGAGGGGCAGAAGAAGCUAUCUUGCGCAUAUAAUACGCUUCAGUGUUUAAUUGAUUGGAAAGCGCAAAAUGAGGCACUGGACAUUAAGAUAUACUCGCUGGAUGGGGAUUGGCGAAGUGAUGGCACUUAUGUGGCAGUGAAAAAGAAACCAACAAAUUACGUAUUCCUGAAUACACUUACCGAAAACCAAGAGCUCUUAUUAACUGCGCUGAAAUUAGUGAAUAUCAAAGAGCCGCUUCUCAUAUUUGGAUACCCCGGACGUCUAAAGAACACUGUGGAAGAGUUCUUUGUAGGAGAGGGUUUUAGCAAAGAAACUUUUCUCGCGGACGGCACUUUUUGGUAUUAUAUCGAUAAAGAGAAGGCGAAGCAACUGCCAGUGAACGCCCCCGAAGGCUACACUCUACGUUCGUUGGAAACGAAGCAUGCCGAGCAGGUCAACAACAUUUGGCCUCACCGUACGAAUGGUUCAGUACAUUUUGUAGAGCUAUUAAUUGCUUAUAAUGAUAGUGUUGGAGUUUUUGAUGGUGCCGGCAAUUUAGUUGCCUGGUCUUUGAGACUACCAAUCGGGUCCUUGGGCUUAGUGCAUGUAGUGGAUACGCAUAAACGUUUGGGUCUUGGCAGCUUGGUUGUUAGUCACAUGUCCAAGUUGAUUGCAAGCAAAGGCCUCGAAGUCACUGCACCAGUGGUGUUCGAGAAUAAGCCGUCACGUUCCAUGUUUGAGAAAUUGGGCUUCCAAACAAUUGAUAAGGUUUAUUGGUCAGUGAUUCCAGAACGAAAAUAGUUUUUUGUUCACGUACCAAGGUUGAAAAAGAAUGAUUGUAUGCACGCAUGUCAAAGGGCUCUUGUAUGAAGUUUAGUUUUAAAAGAGACUGCUUUGUUUUAAUAUAUGAAUAGUAUUGUCAUGUGGAUGUGAAUGAAAUAUAUGUAUGCACAUUUGAUUAUAAAUAAAAUAUACAGAACUUUACUUGAGGACGAGA